Molecule: messenger RNA, 3283 nt
Organism: Mandrillus leucophaeus (drill)
Lineage: Eukaryota; Metazoa; Chordata; Mammalia; Primates; Cercopithecidae
Gene: ARB2A
Product: family with sequence similarity 172, member A
Exons: 11
Coding region: 180-1430 (416 amino acids)
Biological process (GO): regulatory ncRNA-mediated heterochromatin formation
Cellular component (GO): nucleus
Molecular function (GO): siRNA binding
Source: RefSeq, a predicted model, not a curated record
AGUCUCCUGCAGACCCCGGAAGUGCAACUCGAACUUGGUCGGGGCGCGGAUCCCGAGAGGGAAAGUCAUAACAACCGCACGAGGGAGUUCGACUGGCGAACUGGAAGGCCACGCCUCCUCCCGCCUGCCGCCUCAGCCCUGUAGCUGGGGGCAGAGCUCAGACUGUCUUCUGAAGAUUGAUGUCUAUUUCCUUGAGCUCUUUAAUUUUGUUGCCAAUUUGGAUAAACAUGGCACAAAUCCAGCAGGGAGGUCCAGAUGAAAAAGAAAAGACUACCGCACUGAAAGAUUUAUUAUCUAGGAUAGAUUUGGAUGAACUAAUGAAAAAAGAUGAACCUCCUCUUGAUUUUCCUGAUACCCUGGAGGGAUUUGAAUAUGCUUUUAAUGAAAAGGGACAGUUAAGACACAUAAAAACUGGGGAACCAUUUGUUUUUAACUACCGGGAAGAUUUGCACAGAUGGAACCAGAAAAGAUACGAGGCUCUAGGAGAGAUCAUCACGAAAUAUGUAUAUGAGCUCCUGGAAAAGGAUUGUAAUUUGAAAAAAAUAUCUAUUCCAGUAGAUGCCACUGAGAGUGAACCAAAGAGUUUUAUCUUUAUGAGUGAGGAUGCUUUGACAAACCCACAGAAACUGAUGGUUUUAAUUCAUGGUAGUGGUGUUGUCAGGGCAGGGCAGUGGGCUAGAAGACUUAUUAUAAAUGAAGACCUCGACAGUGGCACACAGAUACCAUUUAUUAAAAGAGCUGUGGCUGAAGGAUAUGGAGUUAUAGUACUAAAUCCCAAUGAAAACUAUAUUGAAGUAGAAAAGCCGAAGAUACAUGUACAGUCAUCAUCUGAUAGUUCAGAUGAACCAGCAGAAAAACGGGAAAGAAAAGAUAAAGUUUCUAAAGAAACAAAGAAGCGACGUGAUUUCUAUGAGAAGUAUCGUAACCCCCAAAGAGAAAAAGAAAUGAUGCAAUUGUAUAUCAGAGAAAAUGGUUCUCCUGAAGAACAUGCAAUCUAUGUUUGGGAUCAUUUCAUAGCUCAGGCUGCUGCUGAGAAUGUGUUUUUUGUUGCUCACAGCUAUGGAGGACUUGCUUUUGUUGAACUGAUGAUUCAACGAGAAGCAGAUGUAAAAAAUAAGGUAACUGCUGUGGCAUUGACAGACUCUGUUCACAAUGUGUGGCAUCAAGAAGCUGGCAAAACGAUUCGAGAAUGGAUGAGAGAGAACUGUUGUAAUUGGGUCUCUAGCUCAGAACCAUUAGACACAUCAGUGGAGUCCAUGCUACCUGAUUGCCCCCGAGUCUCAGCAGGCACCGACCGUCACGAGCUAACUUCCUGGAAGAGCUUCCCGUCUAUUUUCAAAUUCUUUACCGAAGCCUCAGAAGCCAAGAUCAGCUCCCUGAAGCCGGCUGUGACACGCCGCUCGCACCGCAUCAAGCACGAAGAGCUGUAAGAGGAGCGAGCGCGACUGGGGAGGCCGCCCUGGCGCACGCACCCGCACCCUCCUCACUGCUUGUGUCGUCGAGCAGACUCCCAGCCCCUCAUUAGAUUGUUUUCUUCCCAGAGCACAGGGUCGUGAUAUGUACAUCUAAAUAGCGUUUUGCAUUAUUUCUAGAUGAGUGCAACUGUCAAAGCAAUAUGGGUUCACUGGUCGUGCUUCCUGCGGGCUGAGCGCUGCCCGUCAGCGCUCAGAUUAAGGCUGACAGCGCCCUGCCCGGCGUGGCUGGCGCGGCUCUAAUUGCCCUGACCGAGCCCGCGCGGGCGCUGCAGGGCGGGCGGCGUCGGCAUGGUCCUAGCGCCCGCUGCAGCGCAGCCGCUGCUGCUUCCACCUCCUUAAUCAUGUCCAUCUUUCCCCGCUCUCAACUGGAACAAACUUUUAUUCCCGACUUCAAAUUUCCAUUUUAACUAGGUUUUUCCCUGAGGACAUGUUAUUACCCACCUCUUUUUUUUUUUUUUUAGGAAGUUCCACACACAUGUUCCAAACCAAUUUCAAAUUCAGAACAGUACCAUGUAGUUUGGGGAGUGCAAAUUGUUCUCUCCCUGUUUUCAUUUCGGGACCAGAAAAAAAAAAAAAAGGAAAACUUUGCAUAAAAAUCUAUAAAGUACUGAAUCCGCAUUACUGCUGAAAAUCUUUUUGCCAGCUGUUUGUGAGAGUUUACACAAGUUUCUGAUUUCAGAAGAGACUGUUAAAACCAAAACAAUGAUGGGCAGCUCUUUUAAGUGUAGGUGUAAAAGGUCCCAUUUUCAAUGAAAUUUCCAACUGUUAUCACUAGAAUUGACUUUACUUUUUAAAUAUAUAAUGUGUACUGAGUGGCAUUAUAAUUUAGAUAUAACACACUUAAGUUUUGCUUUUUAAAUCUCUCUGUGGAGAAAGAUUGUUGUUGUUAACCCUUUCCAGAAUGAUCUAUUCUGAGCUUUCUUGGAGUUAGGCACUUCUAGGGAGAGAAUUUUUUUAUUGUCAUCAGGAAACUAAACCUAUGUGCUCUGCAGCCUUUUUCUUCUGAAAGGCUAAGUGGGGCUAAAAUUAUCCUUUUAGUUUUCUGCUUUAACAGUAAGAGAAGGACUUGGUGUGAAAGAAUUUCUUCUCUCAGUCCAGUGGUAUAAUUUUUAGCACUCUGCUUCCUCUGUAGGGUUUAGCCCUACAGUUUGAACAAUUAAGUAUUUUAAUCCAGCUAAGAUGUGGCCAACACUGUGAAAUACAGGAGAUAUUAAGGUUUUGCUGACUUUUAGAUUAAAAUCUUAAAUUUUCAUAUUAUUUUUUAAUUACUUGACAAGUUUAAUUACCUAGUAAAGAUUGUUUCUAAUAGAUGAGAACAUGAAUUUAAUAGUUUUCAUCCUUUUUUAAAGUGUAUACAACAAUUAAUAUGCCUGCCUUAUUUCAGGACAUGAGAAAAUGUACCCAAAAUGACUUAGAACUGUCUAAUGCCUCAGAAAAGUAACUUAAAAUCAACCACUUCGUGCUUAAAUGUUUUUAUAUUAUGAACCGAUUUCAACAAGUUUUAAAGCUGUUAAUAUCUCAUUGCUGUGUUUGACAUACAAGUACAUUCAUUAGUUCUAUAGUUUUAAUGAUGACAAAUUAAAGUGAUCUUUCUUCAGUGGUCAGGUAUGCAUAUAUUUUGGUGUUACUUAAGCAAAAUCAACUAUAUGGGAGGAAAAAUCAAAAUGGCAUUUUAUUCAGCUACUGGAUGGCUUAAAAUGAGUAAACCCCAACAACGUCAAGCACAUUUGUCUGUGAUAUUGACCCUUUUUAUCCAAUCUUUACUACUUUAGAAGUACUGGUGAACUCUGUAAAAUAAUGGUAUCUUC